Molecule: messenger RNA, 2155 nt
Organism: Thalassophryne amazonica
Lineage: Eukaryota; Metazoa; Chordata; Actinopteri; Batrachoidiformes; Batrachoididae
Product: methionine-R-sulfoxide reductase B1-A-like
Exons: 4
Molecular function (GO): peptide-methionine (R)-S-oxide reductase activity
Source: RefSeq, a predicted model, not a curated record
UCCCAUGUUGUUUGUAUUUGGUCCAGAGUUUAGACACAGCUGACUGUGAACAACCAACAUCUUUUGCAACACUGCGUGAUGAUUUACCCUCUUUUAAGAGUUUGAUAAUCCUCUCCUUUGUUUCAAGCUCCAAGUCUGAGUUGCUACAGUAACUUUUAACUCAAACACCAGUCUGUCAUUCGUGGUUCAACAUGACCUCAACAAAUCAAAGUGGAGUGUUUGGACCAUGAGCCGCUCACUGUGAUCCAGUACAGACCAUGGUAGCAGCUUUAGUUUUAAGCUUUUUGUUUUAAACAUUAUGAUUAUGUUUUAAACAUAAUUGAGGAAAGCAUCUGGUUUUUAUAUGUACAUUAUUUUUCAUGAUGUUUUACCGUUCAGUAUGAUUUGGUCAUCCAGUUGAUCUAUUGAAGGAAGAGCUAUAUGAAAAUGUUUAUUUAAAUUCAGUCUACAGUUCAAUCACCUUCCAGAAGCAUCCUAAUCAAGUCAUUCACUAAGAAAUAGCCGGCAAACUGUCUUAUUAAAAUCAACAUUUUAUACACCUGCAAAAGCUGCACAAAAUUGGUAAAAUAAUAAUUCUUGGUACUAUUACAUAGCUUUAUGUGAAUAUCUCACUGUGUGAUAUGCAAAGAUGCGCUAAUAAAUAUAUUUUAAUUUAGAAUAAAGUGUAUUUUGGUUUAUUUCCAUCAUUCUCAAACAUUUUUAAGAUAUUCUCUCUGUUGUACAGAAAGCACUCUGUUAAUUUGAUUCAACAUCUCACAUGCGUAUUAAACCUUCAUCAAUGGCCAAUGUUCCACCAAAUCUGAUCUGAAGUUUGAUAAAAUUGUAUGUUUGCUAAGUUAGUCAUGUGGCAGGCAUAUAUCCUUAAUCCUUUAUCAAGAAAAUCUAUAUACACUUGUUUUGAAGCAAUAAUCACAACAUUAUAGUUCGCUGAGUUGUAGUAUAGGUAAGCUUGGACAGUGUGUAAAAGAUGAACGCCUUGGUUCAAAAAGUGAAAUUAUUUCCAUUGCAUUGGCUUUUUAAAGCAAUCUUCAAAACUGAUGUCAUCAGGUUGAUGCAGUGAGUCCUGCCUAUAAGCAGUUAUGCUUAGUUUUGCUGAAAAACAAUGUAAGGAUUAAGUUAAACCCGCCUACCUUUAGGUUUAUGGGAACCCCAAUUUAUUCCCGAACUACUGCAAAUCUUCAACACUGAAAUCAGAUUAUUUUCAACUAGAUUUCGACAAAUCUGGGCCUAUUUGGAGUUGCGAAAUAAAAAAGUGAAACAUACUAGUUGUAGCAUAUUAUUCUAGAACCAUGUUUCAACCUUUUCUGUCAUGCGUGUAACCAGUGGUUCUAUCAGUUGUGAAGACCUCUGAGGCUUUCUUCGGUAUGAGGGAUUGGACACUUGUUUCUGUCAUUGCUUAGUGGUGUAAAUACUGCCACCUGGUGGCUGUGAUAACGAGGUUAAACGGGUCAGUAGGUCAGGGGUGGUGUCAUUUGAGCUGAACGUGCAGGUUUGUUCCAGUUUAAUCUCCGUCUAGCUUUGUAAGCACAGCUUGACUCUUCGUGUGCAUGACAUGUCGUAUUGCUCUUUCUCUGGGGGAGAAGAAUAUAAAAACCACUUCCAGCCUGGUAUCUAUGUGUGUUCAAGAUGCGGGUUUGAGUUGUUAUCCAGCACUUCAAAGUUCCGGCACUCUUCUCCUUGGCCUUCUUUCUCAGACACGAUCCAUGAGGACAGCGUUUCCAAGCAACCUGAAGCAUGGGGACCAAUAAAGGUUUGUUGUGGGAAAUGUGGCAAUGGACUGGGCCACGAGUUCUUGCAUGACGGACCAAAGGAGAAUCUCUCACGCUUCUGAAUAUUCAGCAGCUCGCUAAAGUUCAUCCCAAAAGAAAAAGUUGAUGGACAAUGAGGUGAGCUGUGAAAUGGAACAAAGAUCUCUCCUGCUGAAGGUGCGGACGGUGGAUGAAGUGCUUUGGAUCAAAUCCUAAGUAGGAUCCCCAGAGUUCUGAUGGGUGGCAACCUCACUGCACAGCAAGAACAAAAAACAGGUCUUCCUAACUCUUUUUAUGCAGUCACUGUACAUUUAGUGAACACAUACAGAUACCAGGCUGUCCAAAUUCAGCCACUAAACAGCAAUGUUAUACAAUUGUGUGUGUGUGUGUGUGUGUGUGUGUAUAUA